Leptopilina boulardi is the source of this 8273-nucleotide messenger RNA. It is a transcript of the gene cut, whose product is annotated as homeobox protein cut-like. The transcript has 10 exons. The coding region runs from base 990 to 5744 and encodes 1584 amino acids. Gene Ontology annotation, biological process: regulation of DNA-templated transcription. The record is from RefSeq and is a predicted model, not a curated record. Gene Ontology annotation, molecular function: DNA binding; DNA-binding transcription factor activity, RNA polymerase II-specific. NCBI's taxonomy places the organism in Eukaryota, Metazoa, Arthropoda, Insecta, Hymenoptera, Figitidae.
AACACAGGCCUAACAGGACCCUUCACAAUCGUACGUCCAUAUAUAUAUAGUUAUAAUAAAUAUAUAUAUAUAUAUAUACAAAUACGUGCAUAUAUAUCUAUAUCAUCAAUGAGACAAAUCAACACAAGUCUCUCGUGACAUCGUUCCAGUUUUAUCACUUAUUUCAGGUUAGGAGCCUGCUAGGAAGGGUCUCUUUCUCUUGUUGGAUCGAAUAAGGAGCAACCCUUUUUUUUUCAAAACGAAAAAAAAAAAGUGAUUCACAUCAAUCGGAUUAUUGACCUGGCAUGGUUGAUUAAAUCAUCAACAUCAUUGGAACAAUUAUUAACGGAUAAAAUUAAAAAAACGAUCUUUGUGCAAAAAAAGUGUUUUGUGGAACGAUUUUUCAAAUCGGUUAUUGUGCAACAGUGGGAUUAGAGUGAACUAACGUUAAUUAAGUGCAUAAACGAGUGUCACAAAUUUAUAGUGUUGAAACUGAUGAUCAUAACAAUGCCUCGUUGUCGGGUUCGACAUCGUUUUAUAGUUAAACCGCUGAUGGUUUAAAUAAACAAAACAAGGAGAAUCCCAAAAAAUUGCGCCACAUAUUUUAUUUGGCGAGGAAACAAAAAAAAUUUCGGUUUUUUUUUAUUAAAUGAGCCAGUGAUUUGUGGCAUCGAUGCCGAAACGAAAAUUAAAGUGAUUUUGCUAGCAGAAUCUUGUGGUGGAACUUGUGGCGCUCGCGCGUGUGUUUUGUGUGUGUGCGUGAGAGAGUGUGAAUUGUUUUGGGACCGCCGGAGAAGAUCGAAGCCGUCAAAGUGGCUUCGUCACUGGGGCUCCAGGGGCCUUCUGCGCCAAUCGGGGCCCAAUUAUUGGCUUCUGGCGGUACAGAGAAUCAUGCGCCCGCUACAAUUUAUCACGCUAAUUUGGUAACUGGUACCAAUAAUAACAUCGUGACAACGGCACUUCAACAGCCACUUCUUAAUUCAUUAAAUUCUGCUGUCUCUCUAAAAGACAUGCAGGCCUCUGCUGAAGCAAGUACCUUCGAUCUCCAGGCAAUGCAGUCCAUGGAAUGGCUCUUCAGAAAGGAACGUAUCUACUUGCUCAUGCAAUUCUGGCAACAGAAAGCAAGCUUGGCUGAAAAGGAGGUCACUGCAUUAAAGGAGCAACUUGCCGCAGUGAACGAUGGAAAUUCCAAGACUGAGGGACAAAAUUUAUCCCAAAAUCCUCAAGGAAUCGAACAAAGUCAUGAUUCCAGUAAUCCAAGGAGGACGCCAAACAGUAACAUUGAACAAGAACUUCAAACAAAGGACAAAGAGGUAAAUAUUGCAUUCAAUUCUACAAAUUGUCAACAAUACAAGAUUAGCCAACUUGUGGAGGAAAUAUCAAGGCUUCAACAAAGUUUACAACGACUUCAGGAAUCAAGUGCACAGACAGCGGCGCGUUUAGAGGAUGAAUUAGAAGCGCGUCGACAACAUAUUAGUAGACUUGAGAGUAAAUUAGAAAAACAAAAAGAUUAUGAUGAUCUUAAAAGAGAAAUAAGCGUUGUAAGGUCAGUGGAUCUUUCACAAAUACCAACUAGUGAACCUGGUAAAAGUCUCGAACAUCUUCUUAUGGAACGCUCAAAAGCCCUUCAACAAGCAGAGAAUCUCAAACCACCAAGCACGCCUGACAAUCUAGGUGGACUAUCGUCACCCCUGCAGCGUGCCGCGACCGCCUCGCCCCACGGGGUGGUAAACGCACCACCACCAUUACCACCACAACCAGUAUCCCUUAUAACAUCCCAAACUCUCCCAACACGUUCCACUCCAACACCAUCUUCAGCAACAUCGACAAGUUCAAGUCUCCUUUUUCCACCACCUCUCCAAAACGUUGAAACCUUCGGUUCCUUCCUCGGCGAGGAGAUUGUCGCAAACUGGAGGCGAUCGUUGGAAAAGACGAUCAUGAGCCAACAGCAGCCACUACAAACGUCACAAGUUUCCCAACAACAACAACCAACCCUUAUAGGACUUCAGCAUCAGUCAAGUAAUUUAAAUCACCUUCCAUCACCAACAGAUCCAAUUUCAUCUUCAAAUACACCUGGUAAAUCGACAACACCAUUGGGUUCAUUGGAUGCAACUGAAAAAGCCUUAACACCAAUUCCCGGCCAUGAAACACCAGCACCACCAACGCCAUCAUCAACGGCAUUAACAUCACCACCUGCAACAUUACCACCACCACCACCAACAUCAACUAUCGAUUCAAAUGGUGCAAAUCAAGUAACAACACCUAAAAGUCCCGCUGAAGAAUCAUGUAACAAUAAUAACAACAAUAAUAGCCAUCAUUUGACAAACAACAAUAUUGGCGCACUUAGUGUUUUAGACAGUUUAAAGGGUCCAUUUCGUUUUGAUGAAAGAACACAUCCCUUUCGAUUUGGUGAUGAAUUCGGAGCAGCUGGAAUGGCAUGUAGACUUGGUGAAUCCCUUAUACCAAAAAGUGAUCCAAUGGAAGCAAGACUACAAGAAAUGUUACGCUACAAUAUGGAUAAAUAUGCAUCACAAAAUUUGGAUACAUUAAAUAUUGCAAGAAGAGUACGUGAAUUAUUAUCAAUACACAAUAUUGGACAGAGAUUAUUUGCCAAAUAUGUUCUUGGUCUUAGUCAAGGAACUGUUAGUGAACUAUUGAGUAAACCAAAGCCAUGGGACAAAUUGACUGAAAAAGGUAGAGACAGUUAUCGAAAAAUGCACGGAUGGGCUUGCGAUGAUAAUGCUGUUUUGCUGCUCAAGUCCCUUAUUCCUAAAAAAGAGUAUGUUUCAGGCAAGGAGCAAGGAAUGCCGGCAUUUGCUCGUGGUCCACAGGACGGCCCACCAGAAAUAAAUGACGAAAGAUUUGCUCAUAUUCUUUCGGAAUCUGGCCAUCUACAAUUAAGAGGUGAACACGAGAUAUCAAAUGAUGCCGAUAGCAAGAGUCCAAGUCGUGUUGGCUGUCCAAGUCCAUUUAGUAAGGAACGAUUGGAUAGUCAAAAUCGUAGACUAAAAAAAUACGAAAACGAUGACAUUCCACAGGAAAAAGUUGUGAGGAUUUAUCAUGAAGAAUUAGCAAAACUCAUGGGACGAAGAGUCGAUGAUCUUCGUGGACCAAGAGAUUUCCUUCAAAGCGCGAUGUUUCCAAACUUUUUCAGUGGCACACCAGGUCUUCAAGGUAUGGAACGUACACAGGAUGAAAUACGUAUGGCAUUGGAUGCCUAUCAUCGUGAAUUACAAAAAUUGAAUGUUGUCUCUGGUCAAAAUCCCACAUUAGGUGGACUUCCUCUAUCUGGUUUACCAAGUAUUCUAUUACAACAACAAGCACUUCAACAACAUCAUCUAGCGACAAAUGGUGGUGUUGUUCAAGAUUUAAGUUUAGGUAAACUAGAUCCAAGAAAUAAAAUGAUGAAUGGAGUGACAGAGGAGGAAAAAGAAAAAAUGGAAGAGGCUAUGAGGCAUGCUGGUAGUGCUUUUUCAUUGGUGAGGCCAAAACAAGAACCAACUGGUCCACAAUCAACACCAGGAGGUUCAAGUGCCAGUUCACCAUUAGGUAAUUCAAUUCUUCCACCUGCAAUGACGCCGAGUGAAGAAUUUGCCGGUGCUGCUGCUGCCAGUCCACUUCAAAGGAUGGCCUCAAUCACCAAUAGCUUGAUCAGUCAACCGUCCACGCCGACACAUCAUUCGGCUAACCAAAGACCUCUUAAAGCCGUUCUUCCUCCAAUAACACAACAGCAAUUUGACAUGUAUAAUAAUCUAAAUACCGAAGAUAUUGUCAAGAGGGUAAGUAAAGUGGUAAAAGAACAACUAUCACAGUAUUCAAUUUCUCAACGACUAUUUGGCGAAUCUGUAUUGGGCCUAUCGCAAGGUUCCGUAUCUGAUCUACUCGCUAGACCAAAACCAUGGCACAUGCUCACGCAAAAGGGACGGGAACCUUUCAUCAGGAUGAAAAUGUUCUUGGAGGAUGACAAUGCUGUACAUAAAUUGGUCGCCAGCCAAUACAAAAUUGCUCCCGAGAAAUUGAUGAGGACCGGCGGCUACGGCGGCCUGCCUCGUAAGUUUAACUCAGCUUGUGGAACACCUAUGAAACCAAUGCCACCAACAAAACUUGUACAAGAACAAUUGCAAAAUGCAGCCAAAGCUCAAGCGGCAGUACAGGCUGCAGCUCAAGCUGCCGCACAACAUCAACAGGAAAGUCAAAUGCAACUUGGACCACCACCACAAAAUCCUCAACAUUCACAACAUCCACAACCACCACCACCAAUGAUGUUAACACCAUCAGGUCCUCAUCUUCCACAUUCUCAACUAAGUAUGCAAGAACUUCAGAAAAAACAACAACAACAGCAGCAGCAACAACAACAACAACAACAACAAAUUAAUUUACAUUCACCUCAUCAUCAAAUGGCACCAUCACCAUUAAGAAGUCUUCAUCCUCACAUUUCACCAAGUGUUUACGAAAUGGCCGCACUAACGCAAGAUCUCGAUACACAAACAAUCACAACGAAAAUAAAGGAAGCUCUUUUAGCGAAUAAUAUCGGUCAAAAAAUAUUUGGCGAAGCAGUAUUGGGAUUAUCGCAAGGUUCUGUUAGUGAACUUCUAAGUAAACCUAAACCCUGGCAUAUGUUGAGUAUAAAAGGAAGAGAACCAUUCAUUAGAAUGCAACUAUGGUUAUCUGAUGCUCAUAAUGUUGAUAGAUUACAAGCACUAAAAAAUGAACGACGUGAAGCUAAUAAAAGACGACGCAGCAGUGGUCCAGGACAUGACAAUAGUUCAGACACAUCAAGUAACGAUACAGCUGAAUUUUAUCAUUCUGCAUCACCAGGACCUGGUCCAACAUCAGCGAAAAAACAACGUGUUCUCUUUAGCGAAGAACAAAAAGAAGCCUUAAGGCUUGCAUUUGCCCUAGAUCCAUAUCCCAAUGUAUCAACUAUUGAAUUUCUUGCCGGUGAAUUAAGUCUUUCAUCAAGAACAAUAACAAAUUGGUUCCAUAAUCAUCGAAUGAGAUUAAAACAACAACCACCACAUGGACAACCAGAACCACAAUCGCCAAGAGAACCCGGACAACCAUUUGAUGCCGUUCAAUUUAGAUUGAUGUUAAAUCAAAAACUCCUCGAUAUUCAAAAAGAAAGACUUUGCCUUGGUAGUGUACCAAUGUCCUAUCCACCCUAUUUUAAUCCAAAUUUAGCCGCUCUUGUUGGCAAUGCCCUUAAGGAACAAUGUUCCGGUCUUGAUCUAUCAAUGGGAUCAUUGAAACGUGAACCAAUGCAAGAAUUUGAGGACGAAGACGAUGCAAUGAGUAAUUUAGGUAGUGAAGAUUCUGAAGGUUCAGCAGGCAGUAUUAAACGUGAACCAACUGAAACACCAUCGGCACCUACAACUGGUCGAUCGAGUAGACGAAAACCUGCAGCACCACAAUGGGUUAAUCCAGAAUGGCAAGAGCCAACAAGAACUGGCGAUGAGGUAAUUAUUAAUGGUGUAUGCGUAAUGCAAACAGAUGAUUAUGGUGUCAAGAGAGAAAACGAAGAGACUGUAAGAGUUGAGCCAACGCCCGUUCAAGAUAGAUUUGACGAUGAUGCCCAAAGUGAUGUAUCAUCAGUUUCGGCAAAUAAUCCCCAAGACCGUGAUAGUCCAUUACCAAGUCCAAAAUCAGGUCAAACAAGUCCUGUGACAUCACCGCGACCACCUUCAGUUCAACAGACACAACAAUCAACGGAGGAAAGUCCCAAAGAGAUCGUGAAACAUGAACCCGAAGAAACGUGGGAUUACUAAUAAAUUAAGUUUCGUUUUUGUUUUUUUUUAAAAAAAGCCAACGAUAGGAUUCGGUCAUGACUGAGUCCUGCCUAGGACAGGGCAUUAGCAAAAUAAAACCUAAAUCAACAACUCUUUCCAAAAAAAAAGGUACUAGGUUUUUGUGCAAAAAGGCCGUAACACAAAAUCAAAAAAAAAUAUUAAAUAAAAGUGACGGGGGGAAAAGUUAUUGUUGUCAAAAAAAAAAGCAUUACAAGUAUAACAAGAGUAUUGUAAAAUUAGAAACAUUGUAAAUAUUAUAAAAAAAAAAAACUGAUGUUGCAUUUACCAUUAAAAAAAAUAUAUAUAGGCUGUUGUAAAUGUAACGAGACAUUUUUCUCUAUGAGAAGAUAAGUGAGCAACGAACAAAGUUUUUUUUUGAGAGAGAAAAUGAAACGCGCCUAUUACAAUUUUUUUAGUCGAAACGUUCAAAAAAACGUUUAUUUUGAAAUUUUUCCGAGAAUCUCAUACUUCUAUUGUGUUUUUAAAAAAAAAAAUCAAAGCUCACUUGCCAGGAUGUAUGAAUUCUCGUUAUCAGUGCAAUCUCCAAUUAUAAACAAAUUGUUAGAUUAUUAAUUUUUUAAAAAAAAUCUCGCGGUUAAAAAAAAAAUAAAAACGCGAGAUGUCGCAUAAUUGUGAUUAAUGUUAUAUCGUUUCUAUUGACCCUCAUUCUCCUUUUUAGCCGUUAAGCUGUUGACGUUAAAAUAUUAUAUAUAUAACAUAUAUUUCCAAUUCGAGGUUUUUUCGUUUUAUUCGUUGUUUAUAUAAAAGCGCUAAGACAACUUUUUUUCUUUGUGAAUAAAAAAAAAAAAACACAUAUAUACACACAAAUACACGUCCGUUUUGCUUGCCGAGUAUUUAUAUAUUAAAAAAAAGAGAAUUUUUGCGCGAAAAAGAGAUUCGUUUGACGAGGUCGUGCAAAAAAAAAAAGAAAAAAAAACAGGCCGUUACCAAUGUUAUUAUUAUUAUUAUUAUAACUAUUAUGUAAUUAGUUGUAUUAUUACCAAUUCCUAUUUGUAGCGAAUUGUAAAGACCUAUUAGCCAAAAAGUCAGACUUAACGGAAAUCAGACAUUCGUUUUUUUUUAAAUUUUUAGAUAUUUAGAAUAAUCACCUUUAAAUUAAUUUUUUUUUUUUUAAUUAAUAAUUGAAAAUGUAAAUAAAUUUUGACGAGUCAGAAAAAAUAUCUGGUGAUUGUUCUGAUAAAGAAAAAGAGAAUUUUUUUUAAAUCGCGUUCAAUGUAACGACUACAGUCAAUAUUAAAUAUUAUAACAAUUAUUAUUAUUAUUAUCCUAUUGUGUUAUCGAGAGAUGAAAAGGCUUGAGAAGCCAAUGUGAUAGAGCUUAGGCGUGACGUUGGAGACAAGACGAGAAAAGAUUUGCGAAAAAUACAACAAAAAAAAAAAAAAAAGUACCCCCACCCCUCUCACCGACGACGCACAAAGCUUAGGGAGUUGGUAAUGCGGUUUUCUUAACUCGCACAUGUAAAUAAUAUUGUAUAAAGUAUAUACGUAAGACGGGACAUGAAACACGGACACAUAGACAAGAUUUUACACACAGAUACAACAUUUGUACAGUGUACUCACUUAUCGCAGUUAAUCCUCAACUAUAUAUAUAUAUACAUUUUAUAUAUAUAUUGCCCGCACGCGAAUGCAGUUAUCGGCAAGCGACGAUAAAAUCGUGGACACGCGAACACGACUUUAGGCCUAACAAAAAUAACCAGAGAGAAAGAGAGAAACGAUCGUCGAAAAAUAUGCCUAAACAGAAAACCACAAAAAAAACUAAAAAUUAUGUUAGUCCGAUAAGCGGGUCGACUGAGGGUACGAAUGAUUGGAAAAAUGAGUGUCAAAAAAAAACUGUAUAAAUAAAAAAAAUGCGAAUGAAUGCAAAGACAAAAAAAAUAAUGUCACUAUUACGAAUCAAACACUAGUAUUUACCAGAUUAAGACACAAUUAAUCUUCGAUUAAAUUCUAGUCUGCAAAAAAGCUAAGUUCUUUUUUUGUUUUUUUUUUCUUUUUUUUGAAAUCGUAGGGCAUUGUAAACAAGAGACCAGUGAUCUUCAAUGUUUAUUUUUUCUUUAUGUACUACUUUUUUUUUUCUCGUUUUUAAGUUUCAUACCAAGUAUGAUAUAAUUAUUAUAAUUAUUAUUAUUAUUAUAAUUAUUAUCAUUAUUAUUAUCAUUAUUAUUAUUAUUAUCAUUAUUAUUAUUAUUAUUAUUAUUAUUAUUAUUAUUAUUAUUAUUAUUAUUAUUAUUAUUAUAAAUGCAGCGAAACUGCGAAAAAAAUGCGAUAUCAGUGUAAAUAUUAAAAGCGUCUUAUAAACUUAACUCGUCUAGCAAGAAAAAAAAAACAAUAGAGAGAAACGUUGCGAUUGUCAAACAUUCGGCGUUUCAAAAAAAAAAAAUUUUUUUUUUUUUUUUGAGGACCGACCUUCACUGGUCUGCGUCAAAAAGAGAACAAAAAUACGAUCUCAGACCACUAAUACCAAACUAUUAAAAAAAAAAAGAAAAAAAAA